UUUCCCCUCCCUUCCGCUUCCGCGGUGGCUGCCAACACGUCUUCGGAGAGGUCUCUUGGGCUGGUGCUCAUUGUCAUGCGCACUGCCAGUCGGGCCCUUGAUCCAUCCCGAGCAAGUAUUUAAGGGCUCCAGGGGUUUUGUCUUCCCCCUUCUCUCUUUUUUCUCCCUUUUCUCCCUCCAGCACCGUCUUUGCGUUCGUUUUUCAAGGACUUUUCGCAUUCUCAUCUCCUUCGAGCUAACCCCUUAGUCCCAUUUUCUUCACUGCCCCCUCCCCAUCUGACAUUCUCCGCCAAAAUGUCUGACAACACCGUUUACCUCAUCACGGGCGCGAAUAGGGGCAUCGGCUUCAAACUAGUCACCCUGCUCCUCGCGCGUCCGCACACCAUCGUCAUCGCCACUUCGCGCUCUCCCACCUUUCCACCCCUUGCGGCCGACGCCACCGUGCAUCCCACGAGCAAGCUCAUUCCCUUCCACCUCGACGUGGUCGUUGCCAACGCGGGCAGCUCGACGGGCUUCAAGGAUGUCCUGCACACGGAGCCCGACGAGAUGCUGCGCGAUUUCGAGGUCAAUACCCUGGGUCCCGUGAGGCUGUUUCGUGCCGUGGCUGGGUUGAUGCAGCUGCAAGAAGAGGGUGCGAAGAAGGAAAAGAAGUUUGUCUUGAUAACCAGCUCGAUUGGCAGUAUUGGCAUCAUGGACUUGGAGAAGAUGCUGCUUCCUGGAGUGGGCUACGGCAUGAGCAAGGCCGCGGCCAACUGGUGGGCUAAGAGGAUUAGUUUGGAGUUUAAGGAUAAGGGUUUGUUGGUUGGGGUUUUGCAUCCUGGAUGGGUCAAGACGGCUAUGGGCCAGGCGCUGGCCGAUGCUCUUGGCCUCAAGGAGGCAGCGAUCACUGAAGACGAGAGUGCCAAAGGGGUGCUCGAGCAGAUCGAUAACUUGACCACUGAGAAGUCGGGUCAGUUCCUGACGUACAACGGAAUGCAGCUGCCUUGGUAAGGUGGAACAACCUGCCAGCACGCCGAGGAUGAGGUCUGGGUUAUAUAUAGCUUGACGGUUCUUGAACCGUUGCCGGGUGUUUAGUCUCGUCUGCCUAUAUGGGUGAUGUGAUUAGAUAGCAUCGUGAAAACCUAAGUUAGCUAUCAAAUAGG
Molecule: messenger RNA, 1142 nt
Organism: Canariomyces notabilis
Lineage: Eukaryota; Fungi; Ascomycota; Sordariomycetes; Sordariales; Chaetomiaceae
Product: NAD(P)-binding protein
Exons: 5
Coding region: 295-990 (231 amino acids)
Molecular function (GO): oxidoreductase activity, acting on the CH-OH group of donors, NAD or NADP as acceptor
Source: RefSeq, a predicted model, not a curated record